Messenger RNA from Lepidothrix coronata (blue-crowned manakin), 1561 nucleotides. It is a transcript of the gene SSTR4, whose product is annotated as somatostatin receptor 4. Gene Ontology annotation, biological process: neuropeptide signaling pathway; cellular response to glucocorticoid stimulus. Gene Ontology annotation, cellular component: membrane; neuron projection. Bases 1 to 1155 code for a protein of 384 amino acids. The transcript has a single exon. The record is from RefSeq and is a predicted model, not a curated record. Gene Ontology annotation, molecular function: somatostatin receptor activity; neuropeptide binding. NCBI's taxonomy places the organism in Eukaryota, Metazoa, Chordata, Aves, Passeriformes, Pipridae.
AUGCCCCCCAACAGCAGCGCGGCGGCGGGAGAGGCCGGGCGGCGGCAGGGCCCGGCGGAGCAGGGCGGGACGGCGGGCGAGAUCGCGGGGAUGGUGGUGAUCCAGUGCAUCUACGCCCUGGUGUGCCUGCUGGGGCUGCUGGGCAACUCCCUGGUCAUCUUCGUCAUCCUGCGCUACGCCAAGAUGAAGACGGCCACCAACAUCUACCUGCUCAACCUGGCCAUCGCUGACGAGCUCUUCAUGCUCAGCAUCCCCUUCGUGGCCACCUCGGCCGCGCUGCACCACUGGCCCUUCGGGCGGGCGCUGUGCCGCACCGUGCUGGGCGUGGACGGGCUCAACAUGUUCACCAGCGUCUUCUGCCUGACGGUGCUCAGCCUGGACCGCUACAUCGCCGUGGUGCACCCGCUGCGCGCGGCCACCUACCGCCGCCCCAGGGUGGCCAAGAUGGUCAACGGCGGCGUGUGGCUCCUCUCCCUGCUCGUGGCGUCGCCCAUCCCCGUCUUCGCCGGGACGGCGGCCACCCGCGACGGCCAGGCCGUGGCCUGCAACCUGCUGUGGCCCAGCCCGGCCUGGUCGGCCGCCUUCGUGGUGUACACCACCCUGCUGGGCUUCCUGCUGCCCGUGUCGGCCAUGGGGCUCUGCUACCUGCUCAUCGUGGGCAAGAUGCGGGCGGUGGCGCAGCGGGUGGGCUGGGAGCAGCGCCGGCGCUCCGAGGGCAAGCUCACCCGCCUGGUGCUCAUGGUGGUGGCCGUGUUCGUGGUGUGCUGGAUGCCCUUCUACGUGGUGCAGCUGGUCAACCUCCUGCUGCCCGGCCGCCUGGACGCCACGGUCAACAACGCCUCGCUCAUCCUCAGCUACUCCAACAGCUGCGCCAACCCCAUCCUCUACGGGUUCCUCUCGGAGAAUUUCCGGCACUCCUUCCACGGCGUGCUGCGGCGCUGCCUGGACGCCAGCCUGUGCUGCUGCCACGCCGGGGACAGGGACGGCGACGAGGACGAGGAGGAGGAAGAGCCCCUCGACUACUGCGCCGUCCCCCGGGGGGACGACAAGGGCAAGGGCUGCGUGUGCCCCCCCCUGCCCUGCCAGCAGGACCCCCUGCACCCCCAGCCCUGCUGCAAGCCCGGGCCCCUCCUCACAAAGACCACCACCUUCUAGGGGAGGCCCCCCGCGCCGUGCCAGCCCCGGGGGUGGAAGGGGAUCCCGGAUGGAGAGGGGACGGAUGCCGUGCCCGCCCCGCCGGCCCACCCUGUGCUGUGCUGUGCAGUUCCCCAAAUAAAAAGCCAUAAGACUGGCCUGGGAUACCGUGAAUUCCAUCGACCGAGUCGUUAUUGCUGUUCCCUUUGUCACUCGGGAGCCUCGGCUGGGACUGGGGACGGGAAGGAUCCCAAAACGCCACUGGCGUUUAUUAACCUGCCCCUCCAGAUUGAUAAAUAACAAGUUCCUGUUCCUUCCCAAGACAUGCCCUGAGAGACAGGGAAAAGCCCCAAAGCCCAUCAGCCCUGCCAGGCCUACAGCCGAGUGAGGUCCCACCAACAGUCACUCCCACUGCCCCUCAAAUUCC